AUGAUUAAGACUAAGAGGUGGUGGUGGUCCUUCAAGUUUCUUGGUGUGUACUGUAUCUCAAAAUCCAAAAGCACUUUCUUAGAACCUCUUGGGUUUGUUUAUAUGUUGAACAAUGGAAAUGGAAGUGAAGUGAGGCCUGAGAAGAGUGUGGUUCUUGUGUUUUUUUCAAUGAUUCCCAUUUUUGUUGCUUUCCUCGUUGUUUCUUCCUCUCUCGGCUCUUUCCUGUCUUUACCGGAUUCCGACCACCGGAAAAUGGUGAACCAUACUUUUAACCCGGAUAAAGACAGUCAAAAGCUAAGGAGAGUCGACGCUUAUCUCAAGAAGAUUAACAAGCCAGCUGUGAAGACCAUUCAGUGGUCUCUUCGUUUGUUGCUGCAGAGUCCAGAUGGUGAUGUCAUAGAUUGUGUUCCAUCUCUCCUUCAACCUGCAUUUGAUCACCCUGAGCUUAGAGGGAAGAAGCCAUUGGAUCCACCGGCGAGGCCAAAAGGUCAUAACUCUACAGAAGCAGGCUCUGAAAGCUUCCAGCUUUGGACAGACACAGGUGAAUCCUGUCCCAAAGGGACUGUUCCAAUCAGAAGGACAACUGAGAAAGACAUUCUGAGAGCAAGUUCUGUUAGAAGAUAUGGAAGAAGAAGACAUGUGCGGAGAGACUCCACGAGCAGCGGCCAUGAGCAUGCAGUUGUGUUUGAGAAUGGAGAUCAGUAUUAUGGAGCAAAAGCAAAAAUAAAUGUAUGGGCGCCUCGCGUGACAAAUGCGUACGAGUUUAGCUUGUCACAGAUAUGGAUCAUCUCUGGUUCUUUUGGCAAUGAUCUUAAUACCAUUGAAGCUGGUUGGCAGGUUAGCCCUGACCUAUAUGGAGAUAAUCGCCCAAGGUUCUUCAUAUACUGGACAAAUGAUGCUUACCACACCACAGGAUGCUACAACUUGCUUUGCUCAGGAUUUGUCCAAAUCAACAACAAGAUUGCUAUUGGAGCAGCCAUAUCCCCAAAGUCCUCCUUCAAUGGCAGGCAGUUCGAUAUUGGCUUAAUGGUCUGGAAGGAUCCAAAACAUGGACAUUGGUGGUUAGAAUUUGGAUCAGGAUUACUGGUGGGAUACUGGCCUGCAUUGCUUUUCAGUCACUUGAGAAGCCAUGCAAACAUGGUACAAUUCGGAGGAGAAGUUGUGAACACCAGAUCCUCAGGAUUUCACACAUCAACGCAAAUGGGCAGUGGCCGAUUUGCCCGAGAAGGCUUCGGGAAAGCAGCUUAUUUCAGGAACUUGCAGACCGUUGAUUGGGAUAAUAAUUUGGUUCCGUUUAAAAACCUUCGACUGUUGGCUGAUCAUUCAAAUUGUUACGACAUCAGACAUGGAAGAAACAAUGUUUGGGGAACAUACUUUUACUAUGGAGGUCCAGGAAGGAAUGUAAGAUGUCCUUGACUGUUUCAACUUUGAACCCUUUAUUUUUAUUUUUGUCCUUUUUUACCCCUUUGGGUAUUUAGUUUUCAUCCCAGGUUGAUUCUUAGAAAUAUUUUUCUCUCUAUCAAUCAAUGUAUAUUUUUGGCCACCUGGAAGGUUGAUUUGCCCUACCAUCUGGGAACUAUAUACAUGUAAAUUUUGGAGGGAAAAUACAAACUGUUAAUAAUACUAGCAAGUGAUGUCUGUCUUUUCUUGUUUGCUGCUAAAAUCUAAAAUUCUCAUUCACAGUAAAUAACAGCAGAAAUUUCAUCAGUUUACACACAUUUAGAUGUUUGGGAGCUCAAGAAAA
This is a messenger RNA of Hibiscus syriacus, 1744 nucleotides long. RefSeq lists its product as uncharacterized. The transcript is spliced from 8 exons. The record is from RefSeq and is a predicted model, not a curated record. Bases 1 to 1416 code for a protein of 471 amino acids. Lineage: Eukaryota; Viridiplantae; Streptophyta; Magnoliopsida; Malvales; Malvaceae.